Molecule: messenger RNA, 1404 nt
Organism: Alternaria burnsii
Lineage: Eukaryota; Fungi; Ascomycota; Dothideomycetes; Pleosporales; Pleosporaceae
Exons: 1
Coding region: 1-1404 (467 amino acids)
Source: RefSeq, a predicted model, not a curated record
AUGCUGGAGAGAGCGCUUCCUCCAGCACUCAUAUCUCUGCUUCUUGUUGCAUCUGGUGUUUCUGCUACACCCUACAACUUCCUCGACAACUAUCGCGACCCCACACCAGCGCCUGACGAGGGACCUCCUGCCUCAUAUCACGCUGUCCGAGACAAGAACGUUUUACCGUACGAGAUUUGCGGUGUUGUUGGCGGUUACGUCUUUACAGUACUUAUUUGGGGAGUACUUCUCCUCACUGUUGGUAGAAAGAUGAGACGAAAAGCACUGGAUCCGCCUAUGCAGUUGGAGCUGGAGCUCCAGGACGGCUACAAAUCAACAAGACCAACUAUCAACACCGGUGGUCUAGCAUCGCCGCCACUAUCUGCACGACUGUGGAGGAAGUUCAAGAAGACUGACUCGGCUGUCCAGAGUCCUGUGGUUCAAUCGCCGAGUUCUUUUGAUCAAAAGGUGCUUGAUGCCCAUAGGGAUCAAGCUCAAGCUGACAUGGAGCGUCUCUACGCCGCUGUCAUGGACUUUGACGCGCAGAAGCACGCAUCCAAGAUCAGUGUAGAUGAAGAGGAGCCAGUUGCCCAACCCACGGAGCGAAGAAGACCAUCAGCGCUGUCCAUCGGACGACCCCAAGACACCGCCGACUCCCCAAUCUCGCCUGUCAAAGCCAUCUACCCACCUGGCUACUCAGACAGACCCCCAACAGCACCCUACACCGACCGCCCCCGUUCGAAUAACCGGGAGCACCUCCGCGCAGAACCCCACGCACCUCCAAGCCCACGCAGCAUCUUGUCCAAACGCUCGCAAAAUUCCACCAACACCACGACAGGAGGCAAGAACGCGCGAUUCAACCUAAAGAACCUACGCAUCUCAGGCCCAAUAACGAAAUACCCUGGUGCGGAUUCCGACGACGAAGCACGCACACCACUCUCCCCACGUUUCUACGCCAACCCCGGCGCACCCCCUUCGCCUCCUACUCAGACCAACUCUCCAAGCUCGCCAUUGAACUACAACGACGAGUCCCUCGACCGCGUCCAGCCUCUCCCCCGCCCAGCACCGCAACGACUAGGUUCCAAAGACCUACCUCUCGCCCAACCCCCCACCUCGCAACUUCGCGCCCAAAAUGCAAACGCCAGUCUCCCACUUCGCUCUUUUGCCUCCCCGCUCGCUUCCCCUGGUAUCCAAACUACCGUCCUCGACCGACGUGUCGAGAAACUUGCACUAGGUACUCCCAAAACAGGAGUGCCCUUCACGCCGUAUAGUCCGUAUAUGCCUUUUACGCCUAUCACGCCUGUGACGCCGCAUUUGACGACGAGGAAGGAUCGCAAGAUGGAGAAGAAGAUGGAGAGGAAAGGGAGGAAGGCGGGAGAUGUGCUUGUGCAGAGUCCAAAGGAGAUUUUUGGGGAUGCUUAUUAG